This is a messenger RNA of Juglans microcarpa x Juglans regia, 1492 nucleotides long. Its product is annotated as flavin-containing monooxygenase FMO GS-OX-like 4. The transcript has 7 exons. The coding region runs from base 59 to 1492 and encodes 477 amino acids. NCBI's taxonomy places the organism in Eukaryota, Viridiplantae, Streptophyta, Magnoliopsida, Fagales, Juglandaceae. Gene Ontology annotation, molecular function: flavin adenine dinucleotide binding; N,N-dimethylaniline monooxygenase activity; NADP binding. The record is from RefSeq and is a predicted model, not a curated record.
UUUAAACAUGAAUUCAUUAAAAUUUAAAUAUUAAAUUAAUUUAUCGAGUCCAAUACCAAUGCUCCAAAAUCCCCGAUAUAAUUGCAAUCCGAACAGCGACAACCCAAACCUGUCCAUGCCACCCGCAACCGAUCCCAUCACAUCCCGCCACGUGGCCGUGAUCGGUGCAGGAGCCUCCGGGCUCGUGGCGGCCCGAGAGCUCAGGCGCGAGGGCCACAGUGUUGUGGUCUUCGAGCGCGGUGACCAGGUCGGCGGCACCUGGGUGUACACACCGAAUGUAGAGUCCGACCCGCUAGGAAUCGAUCCGACCCGGACGACUGUCCACGGCAGCCUGUACAACUGCCUCCGCACCAACCUCCCCCGCGAAGCCAUGGGCUACGUCGACUACCCGUUCGUCUCAAAAGACGAUCCGGAUCGAGACCCGAGACGGUUUCCGGGUCACCGAGAGGUCCUCAUGUACCUCAAAGACUUUGCGCUCGAAUUUGGGGUCAGUGAAAUGGUGCGGUUCGAGACGGAGGUCGUGUGCGUGAGAUUAGUUGAGGGCUCCAAAUCCAAAUGGAAAGUAAAAUCGAAAAAGGGAGGCAAGGAUGAAGUCGCUCUGGAGGAAAUUUUUGACGCUGUCGUUGUAUGUAACGGGCACUUUACUGAGCCUCGGAUCGCUGAAAUCCCCGGCAUGAAUGAAUGGCCGGGGAAGCAAAUGCAUAGUCACAAUUAUCGUGUUCGUGAGCCUUUUCGAGAUCAAGUUGUAGUUUUGAUAGGGAGCUCAGUAAGUGCCAUUGAUAUUUCACGGGACAUGGCUGGUGUUGCCAAAGAAGUCCACAUUGCAGCUAGAACAGUUGGGGAUGGAACAUUUGGAAAGCAGCAUGGCUACGAUAAUAUGUGGCUUCAUCCUAUGGUAGAGAGUACUUGUAAAGAUGGUACUGUAUAUUUCCAAGAUGGCUGCUUUGUCCUUGCCAAUGUUAUUCUACAUUGCACAGGGUACAAGUAUCAUUUUCCUUUUCUUGAAACCGAUGGCAUUGUGACUGUGGAUGACAACCGUGUGGGGCCACUGUACAAGCACAUUUUCCCUCCAGUUUUGGCCCCAUGGCUUUCCUUUGUUGGGUUACCAUGGAAGGUUUUACCUUUCCCCCUGUUUGAAUUGCAAAGCAAGUGGAUAGCUGGUGCUUUGUCAAAUCGAUUCACGCUUCCAUCGCAAGAGGAGAUGAUGGAAGAUGUUGAAGCAUUCUACACAUCACUCGAAGCUUCUGGCACACCUAAGCGAUACACUCAUUUUAUUUUUUUCUUUCCUUGGCAUGUCAUUUUGCAGUCUGAAUACAACAAAUGGCUCACGGCUCAUUGUGCAUGUACUGGAAAUGAAGAAUGGAGAAUGCAAAUGUUUUAUACCAUCCUUAACAGCGUGCUUGCUCGACCUGAGUCUUACCGCGAUGAGUGGGAAGAUCAUCACUUGGUUUUGCAAGCUCAUGAAGACUUCAUAAAGUACACCUCCAAUUGA